CAGCAGAGCAGCCAUGGGAAAGUUCUCCCCACUUUUUCCGAUUACAUGGAAUCUUUUUAAAGAAGGCGAACACAGAGGAGCGGCAGAGUGGUUCUCCAGUGGAAGGAGCAGAGGUGACAGUCUGAGGGCUGAGAACAGAGAUACAGCAAGGAGAUAAAGCCAAGUUCACGAGAGAGAAAGGAACAGAGGAUGUCCAGAGCUGACUGGUCCUUCCUGGAGCACCUGCUGGAGGAGGGCCAGGAGUAUUCAACAACCGUGGGUCGUGUCUGGCUUACCGUACUCUUCCUGUUUCGCAUGCUGGUACUCGGAACUGCUGCCGAAUCUGCCUGGGAUGACGAACAAGCCGACUUCGUCUGCAACACCCUCCAACCAGGAUGCACCGCUGUCUGCUACGACAGAGCCUUCCCAAUAUCCCACUUCCGCUACUUUGUCCUCCAAGUCAUAUUUGUCUCCACGCCGACCAUCUUCUACUUUGCAUAUGUGGCUGUGAGGGCUGUGAAGGAGAAGGAAAAAGUGGAGGUUAAGGAUGAGAAGCAGGCAGAAGAAGGUCGAAGCAAGAAAGGGGGGAUCAACGCAGAAGAAAAGGAGAAAGAAAAGAGUGGUGGGAAAGGUAGAAAAACUGACAAACCUCUCCCUGAGGUGCCUAAACUGAAAGGGAGGCUGUUGGGUGCAUAUGCAUUUAGCAUCCUGUUCAAAGUCCUCCUAGAAGUUGGCUUUAUUGUUGGCCUCUGGUUCCUUUACAACGGCUUCGUCAUUGAAGCUAAGUUCGAGUGCACAGGGUUCCCGUGUCCUCAUACAGUGGACUGCUUUGUCUCUCGGCCCACAGAGAAGACCAUCUUCACCAUCUACACUCAGGUGAUCGCUGCCAUCUCCCUGCUUCUCAACCUCAUCGAGCUCCUCCUUUUGCUCCAGCUGGCCAUCUCGCAUCGGCUGGAGAAACGCUACCGAGUCGAGUACCAGGACUACCUACCUCGGGCUGAGCAGGAACCAGCGCGACAACAGACUCCAGAACUCCAAGCAGAGUUGUCAGAGCCUUAUAAAGCAGAGACACAUGUCAAACUUCCCUCACAGGGUGCAGCUGUCCACUACUCCAACUCCUGUGAGAGCUAUGGGGACAUGGCCAUAGAGGUGAACUGGGGAUCUGGAGAGAAUGGGACCGACUUGCUUCCCAGUUAUGUGAACUGCAUGGGAGCUAUGAGAACUACACAUUCUCCUAGAGUUCAUUAUAAGAAGCAUACACAUCACACUGGGAAGAAUACUAAGGGUGUCCAUAAGGGACACUCAAAACAAAAACAUUAUGUAUGAUGCAGUAAGAUGGGGUUUUGCAGUAAGAUGUGUAUAUGUAUGAAAGCUGUGCUCAAGUUUUUGGUUUUUCAGAAAUGCAAUCUUGCACACAGCACUUGACUAUCAGGAGUGCACGGUAAGAGCCCAAAAGGGGGAGAAAUGAAAAAGAACAACUAUUACGCUGUGAACUCCAUGCCUCACAGGCAGACAGACAUUCAAACAGAGAUUUACUAGAUAAAUGGACCUAUUCUAAAUGAAACAUUUUGAGAACACUCCCCAAGGCAAGGAAAAUGAGACUCCUCAAUGAGACAAGAUUAAAGUCAUAAGAUGCCUUCGUGUUACAUUUAAUGGAUUUUAUUGCAAAAUGUGAUGGUGUAAAAAAGAAAAAUAAUCUGCAGAGGGGCUACUGUGUGAGUGUUUAUAGGAGGGAAUGCAGCAGAGCCAGAUUUAAGCAUGUUCCCCUGAGAUUUGCACUGUAAACCCUGGAGUUGUUUGAAGACCCCUCCGCUCCCAGCAGCUUCGUCCACACUGUGGAAUGCACUGGUCUCUGGAUCAUGCUCAGCUCCCAGGAGGAUAAUGGCUGCGUGGAUGCAGACACGCAUGCAUGCUCACACACAAUGUCAUUUUCAACUUUCACCCAGUGAGCGUUGGUCACUCAAGUUCGGGACGUGGACUGGGAAAGGCAGGGUUGAAGAGAAGGGGAGCCAAACCAUGGGAAAUGUGGGACUGAACAUGACUGAUCAUUGCCAGCAACCAUAAUAUUUCAGCUAUGAAAGAAGAGGGAGAGAAAGCUCCACUGCGUACUGCACUCGUUGAAUAAUGCAAACACAAACAUCCAGUUUGAAAAAUCAAACCUUUUAGUGAGCUAGAGAUAGAGCUCAGGAGAUGCAUUAGUGAUUGCGCACUGAAUGGGCUGAAAGCGGUACAGAAAUGUACAAAUUCAACGAAAGGAGAUGACGAAUUAUGUGAAAACUGUAUUUAAUGUUUAAGGUAUUACAAAGAAGUACCAGUGCUAAUAUUUAUUUUUUUUGUGUGUAAAAUAAAAAUGUAAUGAAUGAA
Molecule: messenger RNA, 2343 nt
Organism: Acanthochromis polyacanthus (spiny chromis)
Lineage: Eukaryota; Metazoa; Chordata; Actinopteri; Pomacentridae
Gene: gja4
Product: gap junction protein alpha 4
Exons: 2
Coding region: 190-1305 (371 amino acids)
Biological process (GO): cell communication
Cellular component (GO): connexin complex
Source: RefSeq, a predicted model, not a curated record